Molecule: messenger RNA, 1034 nt
Organism: Daktulosphaira vitifoliae (grape phylloxera)
Lineage: Eukaryota; Metazoa; Arthropoda; Insecta; Hemiptera; Phylloxeridae
Exons: 5
Coding region: 112-825 (237 amino acids)
Source: RefSeq, a predicted model, not a curated record
UUUAUAUAAUUAGUGUAAUUCAACUUUUCAAAGUAAAGACUACAACAAAAACUCAUACAACAAGCAAAGUUUGGUCAAAUACUUCAUUUGUAUAAUUUCACCAUCAUUACAAUGGCGCACAGAACAAAAUUAUGUGAUCAAGGUGGAAUAUUCAAUGCUUCUAGACCUUUGAAUUAUAGUGUGGGGACACGUUCAUUUUUAAAUGAUUUAAUUAAUGAAAGUCGAUUGACAACAUUGCAACGAAAAUCUGUCGAGGGUUGGCUAAGAUCCGGUAAACAACCUUCGAUAUAUCUAUCUCCUACUUCCCUUCGCACAUCAGCUCCGGCCAACAUCAAACGAGACCGCUGUUUUAAGCCCAGAACACUAAAAAAUAUUGUUGAAUCUGGUGCUUAUGAACCGGAAUCAUUUCAAUCCGACAGAAGAACAAAAAAUUACUCUGCAGAGAAAGAAAGGUUACAAAGUAUUAUGAUGUAUGGUAAAGUGACGAAAAUUGAUUCAGCGACAGAACCCAAAAAAUCUAUUGUCGCUAAACAAAUAAAUAUAAACUCUGAAGACUAUCUUAUAGAUUCAGUUAUAUUGGAAAUUGAAGACCGAGAAAAAUUUCUUUCCAAUAUGGAAAUUUUGGGUCAAGCUGCAAAAUAUAGAGAGUCAAUAACCUUCGAAAUACGAGAUCGUGUAAGACAUUUGCAAGAAUUUUUAAGAAAAACAUCUUCAACACAUCGCCAAACAGACAUACAAAAAAUAGCUUUAAAAUACCGACAACCACAAAUUCCAUCCAAACCAUACAAAAUAGAUAUUGUUGACAGUGUAAAAGGAAUGCAAUAAUAUCACACUCGAUGUUUUAUUCUUGCAUUAUUGCAUUUUUCAAGUAUAGAAUUUUUUUUAAGAAUAGAAUAAUACUGAUAAUAAAUAGGAAAAUACGCACAUAAAUGUUAAAAAAAAAUUUAACUACAAGAGUUCAUUUUAUAGAUGUUUUUUUUAUUUUCUUAGAAAAAUUGCUUAACAUAUAUUGAAGCUAAUAAUACAAAUUGUAA